Messenger RNA from Elaeis guineensis (African oil palm), 1116 nucleotides. Its product is annotated as LOB domain-containing protein 38. NCBI's taxonomy places the organism in Eukaryota, Viridiplantae, Streptophyta, Magnoliopsida, Arecales, Arecaceae. The record is from RefSeq and is a predicted model, not a curated record. Gene Ontology annotation, biological process: regulation of gene expression.
CACCCCCAGCUUCUCCCCUGCCCCUCCUCCUUCCUCUCUAAUUUUGUUCCUUGCUCUCCAAGUAACUAGAAAAAAUAAUAUUCUUUUGUUAGAGUGCGAGAGAGGAGAAACAGCUCUAACCUGUGGGGAGGAAAUCUCCGGCGAUCUAGGCUUAGGGUCUGGUUGUGUCUCGGACGACCGGAAGGUCGGUUGAUGGGAUCUCGCCGCCGAGAGGGGAGGGGAGGAUGAGCUGCAAUGGCUGCCGAAUUCUCCGGAAGGGGUGCAGCGAGGCCUGCAUUCUCCGGCCGUGUCUCCAGUGGAUCGAGAGUCCCGAAGCCCAGGGGCAUGCCACCGUCUUCGUCGCCAAAUUCUUCGGCCGCGCCGGCCUCAUGUCUUUCAUCUCCGCCGUCCCCGAGACCCAGCGUCCUGCUUUGUUCCAGUCGCUGCUGUUCGAAGCGUGCGGGCGAACGAUCAACCCGGUGAACGGCGCGGUGGGGUUGCUGUGGAGCGGGAACUGGCACCUCUGCUGCGCGGCGGUGGAGACGGUGCUCCGCGGCGGGACGCUCCUUCCGCUGUCGGACCUCGACGAUGCUGCCGCCGACCACGGCAGUGCUUCCGCGGAGGGCGGGCUCUAUGCCCGGCCGAGGGCGGCGGGGUGGUCCAUCGCGGCCAAGCAGCGAAAGACCGCCCCCGCUAACGACAUGCAGGCGCCGCCCUGCGAUCUGGAACUCUGCCUCACGCCCCGGUCCCUGGCUGCGGCGCGGGAGGAGAGGCGGCUGAGGCCGGAGACGCCGUCGAUGACCUCGGAGGGGUCCGUGACGACGAGCGGCGAGAGCGGCGGCGAUCGCCUGCCCCGCCUCCUGAACCUCUUCGUUUGAGAUGGGCUUUUGAUUGAAAUUAUAUCGUUGCUGUGUGGGUUUUGAUGCCCCGGUGAAAAUUCUCGAGUUCCUAUUUGUAGCCGGCUAAGCUUUUUAUAUGGCUGUCUUCUUAUUUUUCCUCUUGUAACCACCGGCCUGGAUUCCCCUUACCAGGGGAAAGAUGAGAAGUCCGGCGACCGCAGUGUUCUUUUUCCUGACUAUGAAGUGUAUUAUCCUUACUUAAAUUAAAUAAAUAAAAACCGCUUUAUUUUGCCUUGCC